Lolium perenne is the source of this 1002-nucleotide messenger RNA. The record is from RefSeq and is a predicted model, not a curated record. Lineage: Eukaryota; Viridiplantae; Streptophyta; Magnoliopsida; Poales; Poaceae.
AUGGGAGAGAAGCGGAAGGCCUCCGGCGACGCUCCCGGGACGUCGCCGCUACCAGCAAGGAUACGGACCGCCUCAACCGAAGACGAGGACGUCUCCCACGGAGGAGACCCCGGGAGCGGCGGAGAACGCAGGAGGGUGGAGGUGGAUCCACUGCCUCAGCCUCUGCCGAUGGCAGGGAUGGACGCCAACCUAACAGACAGCUCAGGACGGAUCGACUCCUUCAUUCCCGGGACGUCGCAGCCACCUGCACGGAUGAGGGCCGCCUCAACCGACGGCGAUGACGUCUCCCACGGUGGAGGCCUAGGGAGCGGCGGAGAGGGCAAGAGGGUGGAGGUGGUGGUGCCAACGCCUCAGCCUCUGCCGAUGGCAGGGACGGACGCCAACCUGACUGACAGCUCAGGACGGAUCGACUCCUCCGCUCGCGCAGUCGACGAGGAAGCGUCGUCGCCGUCGCGGAAUGGGGAGGAGCUAGCUGCGGCGGCGGGACAGCUGGAGCCACCGCCACCGCCGUCCGAUCAGCCCGUCGAAGCGGCGGAGGCGCCGCAGCCACUGCCCAAUGACGAGCUGGAGGCCUCCGGCGACGCUCCCGGGUCGUCUCAGCCACCUGCACCUUGGAGCGAAGCUGAAAACAACGAGAGGAUGUUUACCGACGAGGAGCUAGGAGACGCCACGAGGGCCCAGGUCGAGGCUGCGAUCGGCUUGUUGCGGUUGGGGAGGGCACUUGCAAACCGUGGCGUGGCGAGAGCAGAGUCCACGGAUGGCGGCUCGUCUUCCAGUGAGCAAGAAGAAGUGACCUCCUCCGCACCCGCGUCGCCGUCCGGGAGUGAGGAGCAGCUUGCUGCGGCGGCGGCGGCGGCACAGGCCACUGGAGGUCAUCACGUCGACCAGCCCGCAGAGGCGGAUGCGCAGCCACUGCCCAGCGACGAUGAGUCCGUGGCGUCGGCGGAGGUCAUGGACCCCGCCGCUGACUCUGAGGACUCCGACUAUCUCGGCAGUCCAUGA